UCCCACUUUCGCAGGGAGCCGUCAGACCCUCUGGCAAGUGUCGGCUGCGCUGUGAUUGGUCGCCAGUUGUCGAAAGCCGCCGCCGUGCAUACAGAUGAUCAUAAUAACAAGAUCGUAAUAAUUAUUAUCUAUUAUAUUAUUAUAAAGUUAAUUUCUUAAAAUUCUUUACCAUAUUUCUUGUACUUUUACCUUAUUGUUCUGCGCCAAACUCAAUGUCUACGUCGUAUACAAUUCUUCGUGAAAGCAGUGCGAUUUUAUUGUUCACUACGUACCUAUACACCUGCGGUACGUCAGCGGCGGCGGCACAGCAAACAUCGGCACCAACUGGUGUGGCAACAGACAUCCGCGAACAAGACGAGUUUUCGUCAAGCGAGUGGGAAUUCUUAUUCCGAACAGAGUAUAGAAGUUGACGACCAUUAUACUCUUAGAUAUAAUAGGCAUUUUAUUUUAUUUUUUGUCAAAAUGAAAUAUUUCAUGACAUUUUAAAACCCUACAGUCGCCGUUAUCUUCUCAUUCGCAUUCGAUACAAUAAAUGAUUGCUCUAAAGACAAUUCCCUGUUGUCCGUACAGAGAUCAUUUUAUAUUCCGCGUAGACAAUAAUAUCGUUGGAGGUAUUUCAAUAUGGGACAGCGAUACCAGCCCCACAAUGUUGUGUUUUAACACCUGUUAUAAUAAUACGGACUACUGAUAAUAAAUAUCGAUGAGAUAAAUCAAUAAAAUAUCGAUCGUCGAGUUUUGGAACCCACGUUAUUAUUAUAUUUUGACAUUUUAAUUAAACAACGCUGACUGCCGAGUUUUGAAGACGCGUUUAUACAAUAUUAAUGUGAAGUGUUCUAUGUUAUAAAUAAGUUUUAUAAAUUCAAGCAAUUUCAAAAUACGUGUUAACGCGGACACAAUUAAUUUAUUUUGUCGUGCAUGAUAAUACUUUUACGUUAUUUCACUAUAUUACUCGUUUAAAGUUUAAUGAUCUGCGUUGAAGAUAUACAUCUGUGUACUACACUCUAAUCCCACUAAAUAGUGGUUCGAAUUGGAAAAAAAUUCAUCUAUUUUUUACUUGAAUAACAUUUUUGUAUAAUGGAUGUUUGUAACGCAUCGCUACCACAACACUUACCCGACUUGGUGUUGGACAUUAUAUUUUCAAACUUGAAACUAUCCGAUUUGUAUAGCUGCAUGUUGGUCUGUCGAAAUUGGAAUCGAGCAAUUAACGAUGGCAGUUCAGAGCCAUGGAAAUCGAUUUGUCGCCGUGAGUUGACCAAAGAGUUUUUGGAGUCAGAUCAUUUGUCACCACUCAAAAGCCAUAAAGAUAAAAUACGCGCCUUAUGUCAUUCAUGGAAUCCAGAUGAUUGUUCCAAGAACAUUGUCGUUGAAAAUCGUGGUUUCACAUUCGUUCGCAAUCUAAUCGCAGAGAGUACAGAUAUGGUACGAACUAAGAUUGGUUAUAAUACUGGUAAACACACAUGGGAAAUUACAUGGAUUGAACCACUAGGUACAGUUGCAAUGAUUGGUGUGUCAACAAAAGAUGCACCAUUGCGAUGUGAUGGUUACGAACAGCUGUUAGGCGCUAACAAGUAUAGUUGGGGUUGGAACUUAGUUGGUAACACUUUGGUACACAAUGCAAUACCACAUGAAAGCAGUCUCCUAUUCAACAUAACUAUUCUUUUAAUGGCACUAUUCUUGACCUUGUUUUCGUUUAUAAAUAUCUUGGUAUUCAUUAUACUCCAUCACUGAACUUUGAGCACACAUAAAUGUCACGGUAAGUAAAGCUUUAAAAGUCUCGGGAUUUAUUAAGCUCAAUACCAAACAGUUUUCGACUGCUCGCUGUCUCUGCACAUUAUAUUUCUCAUUAGUACGUUCAAUAUAGGAAUAUGGAGUGGUAGUAUGGCAUCCUUACUUGGCUAAAGAUGAAUUAAGACUCGAGGGUGUCCGAAAUAAUUUUCUUUCCUACGUUGUUCAUAUUAUGAAGAUAGUACACUCUCCUCAAGAUUAUACCUUAUUACGUAGUUUAUUGGAAAUACCAGUGCUAUCAUCACGUCGAGAAGAUACUGAUGAGCACUUCAUAACCUCGCUCCUAGGUGGCACUAUAGAUGCUCCUGAUCUCCUCUCCAACGUAAGUCUUCAAAUUCCUUCUUCUCCAGAAAUCACCCCCUCUUUCAAGUACCAUCCUAUGGACACAAUCACCCAUUACAUAGAAUGCUCUGUAAGCUAAAUAAUGUUAAUUUUGAUUUUAAAAUUUAAUAAAUGUAUUAAAUAGUUAUAAGUUUGCUGUACUAUAUCACUAUGUUACUAUAAUAUAGUACUGUUAUAAUAUUAUUAUGUUUAUAUUGAAUUGUAUUUUCUAUGUAUUCUUUUACUGUGUGUUAUAAACAUUUACUACAUAUUAAUAUAUUAAAUUUUAAAUGUAAUAAUAAAAUUGCCGAUUGGCGUUUGUAUAUAAAUAAACAAAUUAAUUAAUUACAAAAAUUAUGCUAUAGUAUUGGUAUAAGUUCUUUUUGUGGUGUAUGGAGUAAAAUUAAUUUGUGCGGGUCUUUAUGGCAAAUAUGGCAAUAGUCUAUACUAGCAGUCUCCACUAUGCGGUCCUUUAAUACAUUUUGUACGGCCCACUAUAAAACUGAAUUGUACAUUCUAAAAUCCAACAUUAUACACUUUUUAAGGGUCAUUUUUGUUUUGUACUUUUAUUAUAA
Messenger RNA from Acyrthosiphon pisum (pea aphid), 2681 nucleotides. Its product is annotated as F-box/SPRY domain-containing protein 1-like. The coding region runs from base 1075 to 1728 and encodes 217 amino acids. Gene Ontology annotation, molecular function: protein binding. Gene Ontology annotation, cellular component: synapse; SCF ubiquitin ligase complex. NCBI's taxonomy places the organism in Eukaryota, Metazoa, Arthropoda, Insecta, Hemiptera, Aphididae. The record is from RefSeq and is a predicted model, not a curated record. Gene Ontology annotation, biological process: proteasome-mediated ubiquitin-dependent protein catabolic process; synapse assembly involved in innervation. The transcript is spliced from 3 exons.